AUGCAACAACAACCAAACUAUCGUGGAUCCUCUGGGGAGCCUCAACAACAUCAUGAUGCUGACGAGGCAGAGCAGAGUCUCUCCACAUCAGAACACCUCAAGAAACACCAGCAGAGACCCACUGGGAAGAAAUCUAUUUGCUGCUCUGACUGUGGGAAAGGUUUCAAAUCUUCAUCAGAACUUGAAACACACCAGCAAGUACACACAGGAGAGAAACCAUACUGCUGCUCUGACUGCGGGAAACGUUUCUCAAGCUCAAAUUCACUAAAAGUACACCUGAGAAUUCACACUGGAGAGAAAUCUCACCAUUGUUUUGAUUGUGGGAAGAGUUACUUAAGAUUAAAAUCACUAAAACUACACAUGAGAAUUCACACUGGAGAGAAACCUUAUAGCUGUGAUCAAUGUGGGAAGAGUUUUACUAUAUCUAGCUAUCUGACUGUACAUCAGAGAACACAUACAGGUGAGAAACCGUAUAGCUGUACUCAAUGUGGGAAGAGUUUUACUCAGUCAAGCAACCUGUUAUCACACCAGAGAAAACACACAGGAGAGAAAUCUUAUAGCUGUAAUCAAUGUGGGAAAAGUUUUACUCAGUCAAGCACCCUGGUAUCACACCAGAGAACACACAGAGGAGAGAAACCUUAUAGCUGUGAUCAAUGUGGGAAGAGUUUCACUACAUCUAGCCAUCGGAUUGUACACCAGAGAACACAUACAGGAAAGAAACCUUAUAGCUGUACUCAAUGUGGGAAGAGUUUUACUCACUUAGGCAGCCUGUUAUCACACCAGAGAAAACACACAGGAGAGAAAUCUUAUAGCUGUAAACAAUGUGGGAAGAGUUUUACUCAGUCAAGCAACCUGGCAUCACACCAGAGAACACACACAGGAGAGAAACCUUAUAGCUGUGAUCAAUGUGGGAAGAGUUUUACUAAAUCAAGCAGUCUUAUUGUACACCAGAGAACACACACAGGAGAGAAACCUCAUAGCUGUGAUCAAUGUGGGAAGAGUUUUGUUACAUCUAGCCGUCUUAUUGUACACCAGAGAACACACACAGGAGAGAAACCUCAUAGCUGUGAUCAAUGUGACAAGAGAUACUCUGAUAAAAGAUCUCUAAUCAAACAUCAUAAAAUACAUACAUGA
Messenger RNA from Salmo salar (Atlantic salmon), 1134 nucleotides. Lineage: Eukaryota; Metazoa; Chordata; Actinopteri; Salmoniformes; Salmonidae. The record is from RefSeq and is a predicted model, not a curated record.